UGCCAUGUCUUUUUCAUGCUCUUAGUUGUUUCUCUGUCCAAGGUUCUGAAAUACACCCGCUAGGAAACGACUCACGUGACCCCACAGCCUUCUCCGCACCGCGCGCACUGCUAGCUGGAGGAUUUCACGUGAGAACACGACCAACAGUCAUUCGCGUGCUGUUAUCCUCUCUGCACUCCUGGUCUCUCAGAUUUAGUAGAUAUCGUCUGGAUUAAAAAAAAAAAGCACGGGUUCAGACUAAACUGAGUAUUCGUUACAUUUAGGAUGAAAGACUUAAACAUUCUUCGUUUCCUGCCUUUUUCUUCACUCCACGCCAACACGGUGAUUGCUGCGGAUGGGCAGAACGUGCUUUAGUUGGCCACUAAUCAGGAAAGUGCACGUCUGUAUGGGCAUCUCUCUGUAAGAAGAUGUAAGGAUCAACAAGCUUUCUCCCCUAACAAGCAUCUUGCAAACAAAAAUGCAGAAGGGAAUACGACUUAAUGAUGGCCAUGUCACCUACCUGGGUCUCUUGGCAAAGAAAGAUGGUACGCGACGAGGCUGCUUGAGCAAAAAGAGCUCAGAUAACACAAAAUGGCAUACCAAGUGGUUUGCAUUACUGCAGAAUAUGCUAUUUUAUUUCGAGAGCGAGUCCAGCUCUCGACCUUCGGGAUUAUACCUGUUGGAAGGUUGCGUCUGUGACAGGUCGCCUUCGCCAAAACCUUCUCAGUCAGCUAAGGAGUGCUUAGAAAAACAGUACUAUUUCACGGUCAGCUUCAACCAUGAGAACCAGAAGGCCCUGGAGCUCCGCUCCGAGGACGUGAAGGACUGCGACGAAUGGGUGGCAGCAAUAGCACAUGCCAGUUACAGGAACCUGGCCACAGAGCAUGAGACCCUCAUGCAGAAGUAUCUUCAUCUACUCCAAAUCGUGGAGACAGAGAAAACGGUUGCUAAGCAACUUCGACAACAGAUAGAGGAUGGGGAAAUUGAGAUUGAACGCUUAAAAUCUGAGAUUUCUGGGCUCCUGAAAGACAAUGAGAAGAUCCAGACAAACCCCACACAAACUGGCACACCCAGUGAGGAUGACUCUGAAAUCAAGAAGAUCAAGAAAGUUCAGAGUUUUCUGCGUGGCUGGAUGUGCCGGAGGAAGUGGAAGACCAUCAUCCAAGACUACAUCCGCUCGCCGCACGCUGAGAGCAUGAGGAAGCGGAACCAGGUGGUGUUCAGCAUGCUGGAGGCCGAGGCUGAGUACGUCCAGCAGCUGCACAUCCUGGUCAACAACUUCCUGCGGCCGCUGCGCAUGGCCGCCAGCUCCAAGAAGCCGCCCAUCACCCACGACGACGUCAGUAGCAUUUUCCUCAACAGUGAGACCAUCAUGUUUCUCCAUCAGAUCUUUUACCAAGGAUUGAAGGCGAGGAUAGCAAGCUGGCCAACAUUAGUCUUGGCUGACCUUUUUGACAUCCUGCUGCCCAUGCUGAACAUCUACCAGGAAUUUGUGCGCAACCACCAGUACAGCCUGCAGAUUCUGGCUCACUGCAAGCAGAACCGUGACUUCGACAAGCUGCUCAAGCAGUACGAGGCCAAGCCGGACUGUGAGGAGCGCACCCUGGAGACUUUCCUCACCUACCCCAUGUUCCAGAUUCCUCGCUACAUCCUUACCCUUCACGAGCUGUUGGCUCACACACCCCAUGAGCACGUGGAGAGGAACAGCCUGGACUAUGCCAAGGGCAAGCUGGAGGAGCUCUCCAGGAUAAUGCAUGAUGAGGUCAGCGAGACGGAGAACAUCAGGAAGAACCUGGCUAUCGAGCGCAUGAUAGUGGAGGGCUGUGAGAUCCUCCUGGACACCAGCCAGACCUUUGUCAGACAAGGAUCCCUGAUCCAGGUGCCCCUGAGUGAGAAGGGGAAGAUCACGCGCGGGCGGCUGGGCUCCCUGUCCCUGAAGAAGGAAGGGGAGAGGCAGUGCUUCCUCUUCUCCAAGCAUCUCAUCAUCUGCACGCGUGGCUCUGGGGGAAAGCUGCAUCUCACUAAGAACGGGGUGGUCUCGCUGAUCGACUGCACACUGAUCGAGGACCCAGAGGGCACGGAUGACGAGGUCAAAACAGACAAGUCUGGUCAGGAUAUGGAGCAUUUGGACUUCAAGAUCAUGGUGGAGCCCAAAGACACCCAGGCCUUCACAGUCAUUCUAGUGGCCUCCUCCAGACAGGAGAAGUCUGCCUGGACCAGUGACAUUAGCCAGUGUAUAGACAACAUCCGCUGCAAUGGCCUGAUGAUGAACGCCUUCGAGGAGAACUCCAAAGUCACUGUGCCCCAGAUGAUCAAGUCGCCCUUUGCGCUGCUGAACAGGUCGGACGCCAGCCUGUACUGCGACGAUGUGGACAUCCGCUUCAGCAAGAUGAUGAACUCGUGCAAGGUGCUGCAGAUCCGCUACGCCAGCGUGGAGCGUCUGCUGGAGAGGCUGACUGACCUGCGUUUCCUCUCCAUCGACUUCCUCAACACCUUCCUCCACUCCUACCGGGUCUUCACCACCGCCGACGUCGUCCUCGACAAGCUCAUCACCAUCUACAAGAGGCCCAUCAGCGCCAUACCGGCCCGGUCUUUGGAGCUGUUUUUCGCCAGCAGUCAGAACAACAAACUUCUUUAUGGGGAGCCCCCCAAGUCUCCCCGGGCCAGCCGCAAGUUCUCCUCCCCUCCACCCCUCGCCAUCACCAAGACCUCAUCCCCGAACCGGCGGCGCAAGCUCUCGCUCAACAUCCCCAUCAUCACCGGGGGCAAGGCGCUGGACCUAGCUGCCCUGAGCUGCUCCUCCAACGGCUAUGCAAGCAUGUACUCCACCAUGUCACCCUUCAGUAAGACCACGCUGGACAUCAACAAGCUCUACGUGUCCAGCACCAUCACCAGCAAGAUCUCGGACGAGGGCGAGGGCAAGGCGGACAAGGCUGAGGAAUCAUCCGCUUCACACGGCAAGCAAGACGGAUCUGUACGGGAGGAGAGCGACAACGACCAGACCCAGAGCGACGAAGCCGAAGCCGAGGCGUCCCCUACCAAGUCGCCGACCACGCCGAAAAACGUGAAAUGCAAGAACUCCUCAGAGUUCUCCCUUUUCUCCUACAACAACGGAAUGGUGAUGUCGUCCUGUCGGGAGCUGGACAACAACCGCAGUGCCCUCUCUGCAGCAUCUGCCUUCGCCAUCGCUACGGCCGGUGCCAACGAGGGCACGCCCACCAAGGAGAAGUACCGCCGCAUGUCCCUGGCUAGCACAGGAUUCCCCACUGACCAGAGAAAUGGUGACAAGGAGUUUGUCAUACGGAGAGCAGCAACCAAUAGAGUCCUCAAUGUAUUGAGACACUGGGUGUCCAAACAUUCACAGGAUUUUGAAAGCAACACUGAGCUGAAGAUGAAGGUCAUCAGCUUCCUGGAGGAAGUGAUGCAUGACCCUGAGCUGCUGACCCAGGAAAGGAAAGCUGCAGCCAACAUCAUAAGGACUCUCACACAAGAGGAUCCUGGUGACAGUCAGAUCACCCUGGAUGAGAUCAUUCAGAUGGCGGAGGGAGGGAAGGCAGAGCCCUUCGAGAGCCACUCUGCACUGGAGAUUGCAGAGCAGCUCACUCUUCUGGAUCACCUGGUGUUCAAGGUCAUCCCGUAUGAGGAGUUCUUUGGGCAGGGCUGGAUGAAGAAUGAUAAGAAUGAAAAGACACCCUACAUUAUGAAAACUACAAAGCAUUUCAAUGAUAUAAGCAACCUGAUUGCCACAGAGAUCCUACGCUGUGACGAUGUGAACUCACGGGUGGCAGUGAUGGAGAAGUGGGUGGCAGUUGCCGACAUCUGCCGCUGUCUCCAUAACUACAACGCCGUGCUGGAGAUCACCUCCGCACUCAACCGCAGCUCUGUUUUCCGACUUAAGAAGACCUGGCUCAAAGUGUCCAAGCAGACUAAAGCCGUGAUUGACAAGCUACAGAAGCUGGUCUCAUCUGAAGGGAGGUUCAAGAACCUGAGGGAAGCUUUGAAGAACUGUGACCCUCCCUGUGUGCCAUAUUUGGGUAUGUACCUGGCGGAUCUGGCCUUCAUUGAGGAGGGCACCCCUAACUACACAGAAGACAACCUGGUCAACUUCUCCAAGAUGAGAAUGAUCUCACAUAUCAUCAGAGAAAUUAGACAGUUCCAGCAAACAGCCUACAAAAUUGACCAUCAGCCAAAGGCGGCUCAGUAUUUGCUGGAUAUCAGCUGCGUGCUUGAUGAAGAGAGUCUGUAUGAAGCCUCUCUCAGAAUUGAGCCGAAAGUGCCCAACUGAAGGGGGAGAAGAAGCUCCUUCAUUGCACGCGCACACAGUGUACAGAAACUAUAUCAUAUGCGUAAACAAUAACUUGUGUUAGGUAAUGUACAACAUAUUACUCUUGUAUGUAUCCUUGUUUUAGAAGAUGUGGGGGGGGGAGAGGAAACAUUUCCAGAUGUUACCAGUUUGAAUGUGUAACUCUGAUGUCUCAUCUGUUGUUGAAGAUAUUAUGCCUCUCUCUCUCUCUCUCUCUCUCUCAAUCUCUCUCUCUCACAAUUUCUCUCUCUCUCUCUCUCUCAGCAAAAAAGUAUAACAAAAACAAAGCAAAAUUAUAUUAGACUCUAGGUUUUUACAGUUAUGGCAGUUGCAGAUUUAGACUUUAGACUGGUAAAAGAAUAAAUCCACAUGUUACAACCUAAAUUGAUCUACGCCUUUACCUGAAGUGAAUGUUUGCACUUCCUGCAUGGUCAUAUGACCGCAAGGCCCGUCUAUGGAGCAGAGGAUAACUGUUAUGUGUGUAUUUGCAUCCAAUGUAGCAAUGCUAUGCUCUGAUGAAGUUGCCCAUAGCACAAAGAGAAACAACUGGAUAUUGUACAACAUUUGAGAGCUACAGGCCUUCAAACAACUUUAAAAGGUUAAUUCCUUUGUUUGUUUGGCCAUGAACUAAACCUACUAAUUUCAGAGAGGCCCUUGAAAUCAUUCUCCACCUAAGACAUCUGGCCUCCAUGGGUAGUCAAACAUUCGGGCAUACCCACAUAUUAGCAUGCUGUCUCUUAAUGUGAGCAAUGUAAAAUUCAAAAUGCUGAUGUCCAAAUCCCCAUCUGAUCUCUUAUGUUUAAGAUGAGAUUGUUUGUUUAAAGGGGACAGCUGUCAGUGCAGUUGCAUGAGAUCUUUCACCUGGUUUUACUGAUGAUCACCAAAGGGAGUAAAAUAUGCUGCAGUAAAUAAAUAGAUGUGUCUUUUUGACAGUUUUUUUUUUUUUCAAAAUAUUGGGCCUAGAUGUAAAAUCGUUUUUUACCAUUGAUUUGCUCACUUUAUUUCUUACCUAUGUGGGCCUUCUCUAGAGGAGCACCAAAAGAGGAUAGAUAAAUACAUAGACAUUAAUUAAUGCAAAUGCACUCAAUCCAGAGUCAUUGUUUGGGCCAAUCUGUAUCUCUCCAUCAAAAAAGUUAUCUAGCUAUUGUAUAAUAAAAAGACAAUCUAUGUCCUUCUUGCUGUUCCAGUGAUUGUGGAACGUGACUGUAUACCACUUUGUAAAAUGCAUUGUCGUUUAAGAGUAUGAUCAAAACUAAGGGAAUGAACUGCUUCGCCUGCAGCAAAACAAAGGCUAUUUUUGUAGUCUUAGAAUAAGGGAAAAAGGAUUCUGCAUCCUUAACAGAAAAUGAAAAAAAAAAGUAUUUUGUACAAAUGCUAUCAAAUCACCAAACAAAGAUGUAUUCUGUAUAUUUUGGACAUGUAGCCCUACAUAUUUCUUAAUGUGUACCCCUGUAAAGCACACCUCUUUAAAGCAUAUCCUAAGCUUACACACUCAAAUGCUAUGAUUUGUGAUUUUCAACCAUGAUCUAGAGGUAGAUGACAACUUCAAAGUGUUUUGCAUAUACUGUAAUCCUGUCUAUAAUCACUCUCUUAGCAGGAAUAUAGUAAUGUAGUGCUUAUUCUGUGAAUAUUUGUAUGUAUUUUUACAAUGUACAGUCUAGAACACACACAACGCUCAUGUGGCAGGCAUGCAACACUGUAUCAGCCAGAAUCUUUGAAAUGACACAUAUAUAUAGAAAUAUAUAUAUAAAUAUAUACAUACUGUAUACACAUCUACGUGCACAUACUCUUAUAAAUGAUAUAUAAACAUACAAACAAACGUUUUGCUGUUAGCAAUACCCAGUGGUAUGAGAAUUAUCUUUCAACCCUUAAGUUUAUUUCCACGGCUUGAGAAACUAUUUCCAGUUUUGUAAGAAAAAAAUAUUUAAAAUAACUAUUGUAUGUUUCCUUAUUACCUCUUGCUAAUAAAUCUAUUCUAUCUCAGGGGGA
Alosa sapidissima (American shad) is the source of this 6271-nucleotide messenger RNA. RefSeq names its product Ras protein specific guanine nucleotide releasing factor 1 (gene rasgrf1). Gene Ontology annotation, molecular function: protein binding; guanyl-nucleotide exchange factor activity. Bases 458 to 4264 code for a protein of 1268 amino acids. Gene Ontology annotation, cellular component: plasma membrane. Gene Ontology annotation, biological process: positive regulation of GTPase activity; Ras protein signal transduction. The record is from RefSeq and is a predicted model, not a curated record. The transcript has 27 exons. Lineage: Eukaryota; Metazoa; Chordata; Actinopteri; Clupeiformes; Clupeidae.